AUGGCCUCUCCAGCCCGCCACCAGACCUCUCCUCCUACGUCGCCUCUCUCCUCCCUCUCCCACACGCCCUCGCCCUCGUCGCCAUCUUCACCUCUCUCCAUACUGUCUAAGUCGCCCUCGCUGUCUCCGGCCGCAUCCGCGACCGCGACCGCGACCGCGACCGCCAACAUGGACGUCACCACAAGAUACCCAUCCCCUAGCUCUACCGCCACCCAGUCAGGCAGCGCCUCGCCUCUCAAGCUUCCAGACAACCACGAGAUUCGGGUCCGCACCGACGGCGCACCGCCUCCCCCCAAGAGGCGCAGGCUCGCAGCCCCUAAGCCCCGGACCACCGAGCAUCUAGACCUCGACAACCGCGACGACGCUGCCGAGGCUCACCUUGAGCGCUUGCUCAACACCUUGCGGCGCAAGAAGAAGAUCGUGGUCAUCGCCGGAGCCGGCAUCUCCGUCUCAGCCGGAAUACCCGAUUUCCGUUCCAGGGAGGGCCUCUUCAAGACCCUCGGUGACAAGCACAAGAUCAAGGGUGGCGGCAAAUCCCUCUUCGAUGCCUCGGUCUACAAGGACGACAAGUCUACGGAAGAAUUUCAUAAGAUGGUUCGCGAGCUGUCAAGCCUGACAAAAGAGGCCAAAUCCACACCGUUUCACCAUAUGCUAGCAACAAUCGCCCAAGAGGGCCGCCUGAUGCGGCUGUACUCUCAAAAUGUCGACUGUCUCGACACAUCCCUAAAACCUCUGGCGACCAACAUACCCCUGAACACCAAGGCUCCGUGGCCGGUCACGAUACAACUCCAUGGUGGACUCGAGAAGAUGCAGUGCACCAAGUGUAGCCACGUGAAUGGCUUCGACGGCUCACUAUUUCAGGGGCCUGAGCCUCCUCUGUGUGACGAGUGCAAGGAGGCCGACUUUGUGCGAACCGAGUUUGGAGGGAAGCGAAGCCACGGAAUCGGGCGUCUCAGACCACGAAUGGUCCUCUAUAACGAGUACAACCCAGAUGAGGAUGCUAUUGGCAAAGUCUCCCAAGCUGACCUCCGACGGGUCCCCGACGCCGUGAUCGUUGUGGGCACAUCUCUCAAGGUACCUGGCGUCAGAAGGAUCGUCAGGGAGCUGUGCCUGGCGACCCGCUCAAAGCGAGAUGGGUUCACGGCCUGGAUCAACCUGGACCCAGUGCCCCAAGCCCCGGACAUGAAGGACCUGUGGGAUCUCGUGGUCCGCGGGAAAUGCGACGACAUCGCCGGUCUCCUAAACCUGCCCCAUUGGGAUUGUGAUAUGGAAGAUAUCGGCAAGAAGGAAGAGUACAUGGUCUCCGGAUCGGCUGAAAAAGAGGUUGAGUACAAAGAACGGUGCAACCGCGAUAGGAUCGACGUGUUGUUGGCCAACAAGAAACGCUCUUUUGAUCAGUCAAGCGAUACGGAAUCCAGACCAGGCGACGUACCCGAUAUCAAGUCCAUACUCGUGGAUAAGAUUCAAGAUGCACUACCAACACCGAGUGCAAGUCCCAGGCAGGGGACGCCACAACCUCGCAAACCACUACCAAAGGGCAAGGUCAAGCAGAGCACGCUCAGCUUUGGUGGCCAAACCGUCGCUGCUGAGAGCGAAGGCAAGCCAUCGAAAGCCACGAAACCGAGGAAGCCCCGACAACCCAAGAAGGCCAAAGAUGCGAAGCCCAGUAAUGGAAUCACCCAAGCAUUCAAGGCUACCAAGACUGUCACAAAGGUUGGAAGGCCAAGCAAGGCGCUCGCGAAGCAAAUCAAGAGCGAGUCGCCUUCCCCAAGAAUGUCAUCACCACUGGGCAACAAGGGAAAUCUGCCUAACGCUCUCCCGUCCCUGCGGCCAGAGGGUCAGGACCACGGGAAGCUUCCCUACCUCAAUGUCGGAGCCUCGUCGAGUGAGCUGAGUUUUGUCAGUGCCAUAAGCGACCUGGAGGGCAACAAAUCGGUCAUCUCGAACUCGAAGCCGCGUGGAAUGGAGAACCUGAUGGAUUAG
Diaporthe citri is the source of this 1983-nucleotide messenger RNA. RefSeq lists its product as uncharacterized. NCBI's taxonomy places the organism in Eukaryota, Fungi, Ascomycota, Sordariomycetes, Diaporthales, Diaporthaceae. The transcript is spliced from 2 exons. Gene Ontology annotation, molecular function: histone deacetylase activity, NAD-dependent; NAD+ binding. The coding region runs from base 1 to 1983 and encodes 660 amino acids. Gene Ontology annotation, cellular component: mating-type region heterochromatin. The record is from RefSeq and is a predicted model, not a curated record. Gene Ontology annotation, biological process: pericentric heterochromatin formation; negative regulation of transcription by RNA polymerase II; replication-born double-strand break repair via sister chromatid exchange.